AUAACAACAGUUCAGUUAUCUCCGGACAGGCCAUUGACGAGCAACACGUUCCAUCCUCUCUUACCAAAAUCAUAUUCGGCACCUCAAUAUAACCGAUUUUUAUCGGUUAUUAAAUCUUCUUAGUGAUUACUUUAACACACUGGCUUAAAUGUGCCGUUUCCAAGUGUACACGUUCACCGAGUCCAAGUUAUCUUAACGUCAUUGAACAUUUCGGAAAGUCGUAAAGGAACCGCCGCGACUAUCUUCAGAAAUCAUCCUGCGCCAAAUGAUAAGCCGAUCGCUGAAAUUAACGUCGACGACGAUCUUCGUGCGACCUUCGACCUGUCCGAGCUCUUCGAAUGUGGCCCCUAAAAUUCUGACGAGAUCCACUCAUGAGACAACACGUAACGGCAUCUUGGAAUAUCUUCGAAGGAUAGAAGAGGCGAAGAAGGGUGAAAUAUGACGAAGCCAAAGAUGUCGGCCCUGGUGGCCUCUGCUAUACGCAAUCUGCGGGAAAUUCGGGGUUCGACGUCGAAGGAAAUCAUGAAUUAUAUUAAAUCCCAAUAUACGGGAUCGGACUCCAACAUACAAAAACAGAUAUUCGCUGCCUUGAAACGUGGCUUGGACUACGGUAUUCUAAAGAGGGACCGUGGUUAUUACAGCCUGAAUACGGAUCCUGACAUGAUGUACAAAGCGCAUACCGUGCCGCCUAUGGAGCAAGGCAGACCGAGGCGGGACGGGAGAAGGAGGCAACGACGUAACCGUAACCAUAAAAGAAGACCAAGUCGCCGAGGCAGGAGGCGGAGGAGGGGCGUAGCCAGACGCAGGGCCAGGGCAAGGAGGAGAGGAAGGAGAAGCAGAAGCUCAAGUAGAAGAAGAAGAAGAAACAGCUUCCCGAUCCGAUCGAGGUCCCUCGCAACAGCCAGGUGCAAGUGCGAGACGUCCAGGAAGCGCACGGAAGGCACCGCGAGAAAUUCCCCGGUGGAGGACCUCCGAAAGGACAUGACUUAUUUGUAUAAGAAGGGUAUCAGCGACCAGACGCCGUCCAGACAUCAGAGUCGUAGUCGGGAUCGAAGUCAGACGCACAGCCGAUCGAGUAGCAGCGACAAGGAGAUGAUUGACGACCAAAAUCGCGAUCAAUCGUGAACAUCUACACACGAAAAGUUACCGCGGAUCUUAAUCCUUCGCGUAUAUCGUCCACGUAAAAUUGACAAUUGAAGCUUUAUAUAAAAUUGAAAUUUUUUUUUACUAGGUGCAUGAAAAAAAAAACGCGUAUUAUUAUAUUAUUGUAUAUUAUCUCGUACAAUUCAAUUUGGAAUAGGAAGCAAGUUUUUGCCAACCUUUUAAUCGGGACUGCAAAGGAUUAACUGUCCGACGCGGUGGUUAUCAAUCAAUGACGCAGGAAUAACUCUGGCGAGUUUAGAUUUUGUCUUAUUUUGGUGAUAAAUUGCAGUGCUCCGAUAUGUAGGUCGACAGCGAACAAUUUGUUUUGUAGUCUUCGACUUUUCACAAAUUUUAUAUAUGUUUCCUUUACACUGACUGAUUAUAUAAACUGUUGAACCAUCAA
Molecule: messenger RNA, 1546 nt
Organism: Trachymyrmex septentrionalis
Lineage: Eukaryota; Metazoa; Arthropoda; Insecta; Hymenoptera; Formicidae
Product: histone H5-like
Exons: 2
Coding region: 439-1125 (228 amino acids)
Biological process (GO): nucleosome assembly
Cellular component (GO): nucleosome
Molecular function (GO): DNA binding
Source: RefSeq, a predicted model, not a curated record